Molecule: messenger RNA, 5580 nt
Organism: Seriola aureovittata
Lineage: Eukaryota; Metazoa; Chordata; Actinopteri; Carangiformes; Carangidae
Product: NACHT, LRR and PYD domains-containing protein 12-like
Exons: 18
Coding region: 263-4606 (1447 amino acids)
Biological process (GO): regulation of apoptotic process
Molecular function (GO): protein binding
Source: RefSeq, a predicted model, not a curated record
CCAAAUUAAAUGCUAGUCCUGCCUCCUUUGAGUCUGAUCAACAGUGGUGGCUCUGAAUGCUCAGAUACUUUAGUCCUCAGGUCAUUGAUCACCACGGAAGAAUAAAGACAGUGUGAAGUAUGCAGGGUCGACUUCGCCACAAGACCGGGCUCAAGGAAAACCACGAAAAGGAGCAAGAGAGAAAUUUGUAUUGAGUUGGGCAAGAUAUAAAAGUUUGGCCCCCUCAGAAGAACCCGAGGUGUACUUCUGAGACUGACUGAAGAUGAGUGAUCCUGGCUUCAAUAAUGAACCUGGACCCUCAAACACAAAGGAGAGGAAGAGGAGCGGUGUUUCUGUGGAGGAGCAGUUGUCCUGCUGUGCUUUGUGUCAGGACAUCCUGACGGAUCCACUCCCUACCAGCUGUGGACACUGGUUCUGCAGACAGUGCAUCACCUCACACUGGAACCAGUCUGGUUCACCAGGAGACUCCUCUUGUCCCCAGUGUGGACAAAGAUCCAGAACAAGACCUGGACUGCAAACAGCCAGUCAGACCAGCACUGUACAAACGGAUAGUGGUCUGCAGGAGGUUUUAGAUGAACAUAAGGUUAUUCUACGCAGGAGCUGUGAACAUGUGACUGAAGGAAGUGAUGAAGCAGGAAGUGGAACCCUCCUCAACAGGAUCUACACAGAGCUCUACAUCACAGAGGGACAGAGUGAAGAGGUUAAUACCCAACAUGAGGUGAGGCAGCUUGAGACAACUUCCAAGAUGGAGACUGUACAUGACACUCCAAUCAAGUGCCACGACAUCUUUAACGCCUUACCUGAACAACAGAGACCCAUCAGAGUGGUUCUGACAAAAGGUGUCGCUGGUGUUGGCAAAACUGUCUCAGUGCAGAAAUUCAGUCUGGACUGGGCAGAGGGCUUGGAAAACCAAGACAUCAGUCUGCUGAUUCUGCUUUCGUUCAGGGAGCUGAACUUAAUCAGAGAUGAGCAGCACAGUCUUCUCAAGCUGCUCCAGGUUUUCCAUCCAACAUUACAGGAGGUCACAGCAGAGCAGCUCGCUGUCUGUAAAGUUCUGUUCAUCUUUGACGGCCUGGAUGAAAGCAGACUGUCACUGGAUUUCACCAACAGGCAGGUUGUGUCUGAUGUCACACAGGAGUCAUCAGUCAACGUGCUGCUGACAAACCUCAUCCAGGGGAAUCUGCUUCCCUUGGCUCUCAUCUGGAUAACUUCCCGACCUGCGGCAGCCGGCCAGAUCCCUCCUACGUGUGUUGACAGGGUGACAGAAGUACGAGGCUUCACUGAUGCUCAGAAGGAGGAGUACUUCAGGAGGAGAUUCAAUGAUGAAGAGCAGUCCAGCAGAAUCAUCUCGCACAUCAGGACAUCCAGGAGCCUCCAUAUCAUGUCUCAAGUCCCAGUCUUCUGCUGGAUCAUUGCUACAGUUCUGGAGCACAUGUUGACUGCAGACCAAAUAGGAGAGCUGCCCAAGACCCUGACUGACCUGUACUCACACUUCCUGCUGGUUCAGACAAAGAGGAAGAAGUUCAAAUAUGAUGAGGGACAUGAGACGAGUCCACAGGAGCUGAUGGAGGCUGACAGGGAAGUUCUUCUGAAGCUGGGGAGGCUGGCCUUUGAACAUCUGGAGAAAGGAAACAUCAUGUUCUACCAAGAAGACCUGGAGCAGUGUGGUCUUGAUGUCACAGAGGCCUCGGUGUACUCAGGAGUCUGUACAGAGAUCUUCAAGAGAGAGAGUGUGAUCUUCCAGAAAACAGUCUACUGCUUUGUUCAUCUGAGCAUUCAGGAGUUCCUGGCUGCGGUCUACAUGUUCCACUGUUACACCAACAGAAACACAGAGGUACUGAAGGCUUUCCUGGGAAAAGACUAUAAACACAGUGACUCCAACCCAAAGUCUUCUCUCUGGAAGAUUUCUAAGAUUUUUGGAAACAAAGAUAGCCGUCACCCAUCUCUGGAUGUCUUCCUGAGGAGAGCCAUGGAGAAAUCCCUUGAAAGUAACAAUGGCCGCCUGGACCUGUUUGUUCGCUUCCUUCAUGGCCUCUCUCUGGAGUCCAACCAGAGAAUCUUAGGAGGCCUGCUGGGUCAGACAAAGAACAGUCCAGAAAUCACCCAGAGAGCCAUCACCAACCUGAAGACGAUGAACAGAGAUGAUAUCUCUCCUGACAGAAGCAUCAACAUCUUCCACUGUCUGAUGGAGAUGAACGACCACUCAAUACAACAGGAGAUACAAGAGUUCCUGAGGUCAGAGAACAGGUCAGAGAAGGAACUCUCUGAGAUCCACUGCUCAGCUCUGGCCUACAUGCUGCAGAUGUCAGAGGAGGUUCUUGAUGAGUUGGACCCGAAGAAGUACAACACAUCACUGGAGGGACAGCGGAGACUGAUCCCAGCUGUGAGGAACUGCAGGAAGGCUCAACUCACUGAUUGUGGACUUUCAGAGACUCACUGUGAAAUCGUGGCCUCAGCUCUGAAGUCCAGCCCCUCCCUUCUGAGAGAGCUGGACCUGAGGAGAAACAGCCCGAGCGAUUCGGGAAUUAAACGGCUGUCUGCUGGAUUGGAGAGUCCAAACUGUAGACUGGAGAUUCUAAGAUUGAGUGGCUGCAAUAUGUCAGCGAUCAGCCGUUCUUCUGUGAUCGCUGCUCUGAAGUCCAACCCCUCCCAUCUGAGAGAACUGGAGCUGAGAGGAAACUGGGACCUGCAGGAUUCAGGAGUGAAGGAGCUGUGUGGUUUUCUGGGGAGUCCAGACUGUAGACUGGAGACUCUCAGAUUGAGGUGUUGCUUUUUGUCAGCGAUCAGCUGUGCUUCUCUCGUCUCUGCUCUGAAGUCCAACCCCUACCAUCUGAGAGAACUGGAGCUGAGUAGAAACAACCUGCAGGAUUCAGGAGUGAAGGAGCUGUGUGGUUGUCUGAAGAAUCCAGACCGCAGACUGGAGACUCUGAGAUUGAGUGACUGCAAUCUGUCAGCGAUCAGCUGUGCUUCUCUCGUCUCUGCUCUGAAGUCCAACCCCUCCCAUCUGAGAGAACUGGAGCUGAGUGGAAACAACCUGCAGGAUUCAGGAGUGAAGGAGCUGUGUGGUUGUCUGAAGAAUCCAGACUGUAAACUGGAGACUCUGAGAUUGAGUGACUGCAAUUUAUCAGCGAUCAGCUGUGCUUCUCUCGUCUCUGCUCUGAAGUCCAACCCCUCCCAUCUGAGAGAACUGGAGCUGAGUGGAAACAACCUGCAGGAUUCAGAGCUGAAGGAGCUGUGUGAUCUUGUUGAGAGUCCACACUGUAGACUGGAGACUCUGAGGGUCAACAACAGGGUGUUUAAAGCUUCCAUAGACAAAACAUUGAGUGUGCAGCCUGCUGCUGAAGAGGAAGAUUUGUGCUCACAGAAUUCAUCAUCGUCAAAUAAAGAUGACUCUGAUGUCAAACUGGACCCAAACACAGCAGACACAAAGCUGGAUGUGUCUGAGGAUGACUCAAAGCUGAUAAGGCCUCCGACAGACUUCACGCCUGAACUGCAAACUGAAUCUGCACAAGUCUUAUACAGGUUCAGGUGUCCUGGUCCAGGUGGGUUCCAGUGUACUUCUACUGGACUGGUGUUUGUUAUGGCUCAGGAGGCGGAGUUGCUCUACAGGACUGUCCAAUGGGACGAGAGCCUCCUCCAAUCAGCUGGCAAGGCGGCUGCAGGGCCGCUGUUCAGUAUCAAGUGUUCUGAGGAUGCUGUGUGUCAGCUCCACCUCCCACACUGUGAAACAAAGGAUGCUCUGCUCUCUGAAGGCCUGCUGUCUGUCGUCCACAUCUCUGAUGAUGGAAUGAGCAUCCUCGAACCGCUGGAGAUCACAGACACCCAUGUGAUUGUCAAAGUCCCUCAUCUCUCUUCCUUUGGCCUAGCCUGGGCUUUGGAGAUUUUAGGGAGGUUAUGGAACAACAUGAAAACAGUUAGCGGCCAGGUUUUGCUGUUCCUCCGACCACCAAACCCAAAAACACGGAAGCAAAACCUCAACGUGUUUCUCCUGCCAAACAACAUCCCUCUGGAAGAGGUGAGCGCAAGACAGCGAAAUUCGAAGUACAUCCAGGCGCCUCCCAAAUGCAUACUCACCAAAGAUCAAAGUUACUCUGUUCACUGUCUGAAGGCCUUUAAAAUACAGCCUGAGACAGAAGAUCUUGAUCUGGAUUUUGGACCAAAUUACCACCCCAUGUUUGAGAUCCGCCUGCCUGCAAACACAGAAGAGGCGACUAUAACGGUCCGAGACCAAACAAAUGCACAUGUCUGGGAGCGUGAAGUUGACCUGACGGGUCCGGGUCUAGCAGGGAGUCCAGCCAUCCCAGCGGACAGGGGAGUCCCAGUAUGGACUCAGAAUGUCCCAGCAGAAGAGAUGCUGAUGUCUGUUCGGACACAGUUUAUCAGCAGAGUGUCUGAACCUGUUCUACGUAAGCUUCUGGAUAAACUCCUGGAGCGCGGGGUGAUAACAGAUGAUGAAAUGGAGUCUGCUGCAACACUGAACCGGCCAGACAAAGCUCGAGUGGUGAUCGACAUGGUGCGAAGAAAAGGAUCACAGGCCAGUUCAGCUCUGAUCGCUGCUCUCUAUGAGGAGGAUUCAUGCCUCUCAGCAGAGCUGCACCUGAUGUGAAGCAGAAAUAUUGUGCGUCAGGGUGUUUCUGUUUUACACCAACACGUUAAACUUUUCCUUUAUUGUUUAAGAACAAUUGGUAAAAACCUGAACUAUAUCGGCCGAUGAGAUAUAUGAAGAUAAUAAAGGUGAGAGUGAAGAGGACACGUGUUUUUAAUGUGUGUGUGUGUGUAGCAGCAGCAGCUCGUGUGGAGAGAGGCUCUGACUGGGUCGUGUAACUCGGAGGUAGGGUGGAGAGGUGAGCUUCAUCCAGCAGUGACUGACAGAGGAACCAGAGGAAGUGGAGAUGACUGUCAGCUCCGCUGGCAGACACAAUGUCAGGGCCACCAUCAUCCCUGUGUGCUCAUCAGUGUAUUGGACUGCUCUGCUGCUCUGUCCUUCUACACAGUUUCUACAGACACACUGAGACUCCUGCACUCCUUCUGCUCCACCCUCCACCUGGAAUUUUUCUUCUUUCCUGAUUCAGGAAAAAAAAAAAAGAAAAAAGUUUUUGUUCUUAUUUCAUAUGUAUUACUGAUUGUAUUUUGUAGCAGAUUGUGCUAUUUGUCUUUUUGAUAUGAGGAUGCAGCCGCCUGUCUGCAGGUGCAAAGUUAUAAAAGUAAGUUUAGGUAUCAUUCAUCUUAGUGUGGAGUUAAAUGUUAAGCAUUGUUUGAUUGUUUCUAUAUAUUUGGAUUUUCAUUUUUGGAUUCUCAUGUGAAAUGUGUGUAUGGCUAUUCUGUAACAGAUAUGCUGCACAGGAAGAGAUGUUUUUUUUAUUUUUGUACAGAACAGAAAUAAUGAAGCACAAUGUAGUGAAUGAUCUCACUUUUCUCAACCGAGUGUGGUCCAAGCAGCACAUUUACUUCAUUUUUACACCAGAAGUGUGAAGUGUGACCUUCAGUCCAGGGUGUUGAUGUUAUGUAAAGUUAUUACAUGCUUUGCUUUCUCGUGCUUGAAUUGUUGUCUGAAAUUAAAUAAUUUAGACUGAAAAAUAA